Plasmodium gonderi is the source of this 4182-nucleotide messenger RNA. Its product is annotated as helicase. Gene Ontology annotation, molecular function: ATP binding; translation initiation factor activity. Lineage: Eukaryota; Apicomplexa; Aconoidasida; Haemosporida; Plasmodiidae. Gene Ontology annotation, cellular component: cytoplasmic stress granule. Bases 1 to 4182 code for a protein of 1393 amino acids. The record is from RefSeq and is a predicted model, not a curated record. Gene Ontology annotation, biological process: cytoplasmic translational initiation. The transcript has a single exon.
AUGAAUAAUUUAACACUGGCAAUUAGCAGCUUGAACAAACUGUUUACUGAGAAGGAAGAGAAAAUUCAAAAUGAAAAGAAUGAGUUUCAUGAAUUGAAUGUACCACGAGAAAUAAUUGAUAUUUUAAAAUGUAUAGGGAUUGAGCACCCCUCAAUAAUACAACAGUUGACAAUAAAAAAGGCCUUAAAUAAGAAAAAUUUAAUUAUCCAAUCUAAGAAUGGAACGGGGAAAAGUAUGUCUAUAUGUAUAAUUACAGUUAGCAGAAUAUUUUCAAAAAUGAAAAAAAACUAUUUGCAGAAUUGUGUAGAGACAAGGAAAAAAAAAAGAAAAAGAGAGGAGGAAACAUCAAACUUUGUGGAGAUAAAAACACAUAAAUUAGAAGAAUCACAUGGAAGAAGCGAAUAUAAUUCCCUUCUUGACAGUGAUCCUUUUGCCCUUUCAUUAUUCCUGCAUUCUGCAAUUCUUGUUCCAACACGCGAAUUGUGUGUGCAACUUUACGACAAUAUUAAAAAAAUUUCUGACAAGGCAAGACUUUUUAAAAAAAGUUCUGAAUGUUCAGAUAAAAACGAGAUCCUGAACAUUUCCAAUAUGCACAGUUCAGGUGAACAGUGUCAAGUGAAUAAUGACACACAAAAUGUUGGUCAUCUUUUAGUCGAAAUAAGGCCCAUGAUAUUAUAUGGAGGUACGGAUGUUUUGGACAAUUUGAAAAAUUUGUUUAUGUUUCUUCCCCACGUUGUAAUUUCGACACCUGGGAGGCUGAAACAUGUUUUGAUCAUUCUAAAACGCCUGCACAUUCAGGUAAUUGGACAUGAAGAAAAUAAACCGAAUUGUCACACCCCACUGUGUGGGAAUACCCAAACAGAAGUACUUUCUCAAAUGAACCUACUGGUCUAUCUUCUUCCACACACGAAACUCCUGAAUGUUCUACUGAAGCAGCUGAUCUUUGAUGAAAUAGAUGCUCUUCUUGAGGAACAGUUCGAGGAACAAAUAAGAAUUAUUCUAACUCAUUUGGUAACGCCCAAUGUUCAAAUUCUUUGCUACAGCUCCACAUUCCUUGAGUCAGUAAUAUCCAAUUUUAUAAAAAGUGUAAAUUUACAUGACAUUGGAUAUUUAGCAAGAUGGAAAGGGUUUUGCCUAAAAAGGAUUGAGAGGAAGACUUUGGGUCCAAGUAAGGUUUUCCCCGAAGGGGAUAUCACGUCUGCAGGAGUUGUGCCAGACGUACAGGUGAGUCAUGUCUCUUCUGAUAGCAUGGUGGCUUUGCAAGUUGGAACUUAUGAACAGCAAGGCGGUAGAAGAAGUGCAUUUGUGCAAAGGGGUAUAAAUUUGCCUGAACAGCAAGGCGGUGGAAGAAGUGCAUUUCCGCAAAGGGGUAUAAAUUUGCCUGAACAGCAAGGCGGUGGAAGAAGUAUAUUUCUGCAAAGGGGUAUAAAUUUGCCUGAACAGCAAGGCGGUGGAAGAAGUGCAUUUCCGCAAAGGGGUAUAAAUUUGCCUGAACAGCAAGGCGAUGGAAUCCCAUUUGAUGAAAGGUGCACUACCAGUAAGGAUGAAGAAGAAAUUAAAAGGAGUCACAAAACGGAGCACAGGGAAAAAGGGGACGAACUUGACGAGGAAAGCAAGAUAUGUGAAGGGGAUGAUGACGAAGAGGUGAAUUCUCCACCGUGUAUUUCUAACCCUCCAACUAAUGGAAGUGAGAUGAAAGGGAAAAAAAGUAAAAAGAGAAAAAAAAAAAAAAAAAAAAAAAAAAAAAAAAAAAAUUAUAAGAGUAGAAGCAAAUCUAACAACCUUAAAUCCAUCGAAGAAAUGUUACAAGGGAUGAGUAUAUUCCAUAACAAGUAUGCUAUGCAGUAUAUUUUAAAAAAAAUAGUGAAAGAAAAGCAAAAUGUAUUGUUGAAGUAUGCUAAAAGGAAGAGAGAGUUUGAGUUCAUCCAAACGUGCACAUCUGUAAUUAUUCAUGACAAAGGAGAUGAUGUAGGUAAAUGGACUGGUUAUGGCGAACGAGGGGAGGAAAUAGAAGAAGAGGAGAACCUUACUAAUUUUUCAGCGAUUAAAAAAGGAAACAGAUUAGAGGCUGGAGUGGAGGCGGAGGAAGAUGAUAAAGGAAGACAUAUGUUAGCAGCAGAGGAUGUAGACAAAAAGAAGUUCUUGCAAUCCCCAAUAUUAGAAAACAUUAAACACUGCUUCAUCACUGUUAAUAAUGAAAAUAUGAGCAAAAAAGAAGAGUUAAAAUACAAAAUGAUAGUGGUGUUAAAAAUAAUAAAAGAAAUAAAGUUUAAUCAAUGUUUUUUAUUCAUCAAUAAUACAUAUGAAGGAGUGCAAGUAAGUAAAAUGUUAAAAAAGUAUAAUGUUUCAUGUUAUUAUACGAGUUCUAAAAUUGAACAUAAUGAAAGGAUUAAGUUUUUUAAUAAUUUUAAAAAAAAAAAUAUAAAAAUAGUUGUAUGUACUGAUGUCAUGAGCAGAGGAAUUGACAAUAUCGUUUGUGAUUUGGUUAUAAAUUUCGACAUUCCACGUAGCAAAGAAACGUACAUUCAUAGAUCAGGUAGAUGUGGUAGGUAUGGAAACAAAGGAUUGUGCAUAAGUUUGUGCAAUUACUCAGAUUACAAUUACCUCUACUACUUCAAGUAUCAGUUAAAGUUGGAUGUUCACGAUUUCUGCUACAUACGUAAGAUGAAAAGUGCGAGGAAUGUCGAGCAGCGACAACUCUUGGAAGAUCCUCCACAAGACGUCACUUGGUGGAAUUAUGAUGACUACACAUGUAGAUGCAGUAAUGGUGAAAAUAGAGGCGACAGAGGUGAGCACAUGCUGGAAAGACCACACGGGGUAGAAGUGGGUUCAGAAGUGGGUUCAGAAGUGGGUUCAGAAGUGGGUCCAGAAGUGGAUUCAGAAGUGGGUCAAGAAGUGGGUUCAGAAGUGGGUCCAGAAGUGGGUUCAGAAGUGGGAAGUUUAAAGGACAUUGGGGCAGGGUUCUACGGUGAUUCCAGCAGAGAGACGCAGGAAGCUGCUCCUGAUUCAAAGAGUAUCGACAUUGCACAAGAACGUGCAUACCGCUACCCAAGACGCCAUGUGUGUUCAUGGAAAGACUUCAAAGUAAACAUCAAAGGGUUCUACACCAAAGAUAUAAAGAUUUGUAAUGGGAGAAACAAUAAUAUAAGCAAUGUUUACGUAAAAGUAUGCUUCAAAAAUUUAGUAACAAAAUUGAAAAUUGUAAGAAAUGAAAUUUGUUGCCACUUUUCGGUGCCAAAUGAUAAUGUAAAUUUCUUUAAAAAUAUAAGCAUUAUUCAGCAUAAGUCCAAUGUAAUUAUUUAUUUCCAUUUUGAUAGAAACGUUAAGAUGCAUUACUCGGCCUUUCGUCCUCUGUGUCAUAUACAAGAAGGGGUGGAGAAAGAGAAGGGAACCAAGUACUGUGAAUCCAAUUUCUGCAUGCUGUUUUUUUGCAAUUCGCAUAGUUACUUGGUACUUAAGAUUUUUUACGCUUUUCUCUUUCUGUUUAAGCAUUACAAAUAUCCUCUAAAGGAUGACGUGGAUGCAUUGUUGGUGCACACGCGAGUGGGAAAUGUGACAAGGUGGGAGAAGCAACCAGGGGUGGAGUGCAGACCGAGUGGAAGCAGACGAGACGAUAACUACGUGUCUGACACGUGCCUGCUGAUAAGGGAAUCCCUGAAGAAGGGAGAAAAAAAGAGAAAAAAAAAAACAAAGGGAUAUGAAAGCGAUGAGGAAUUUCUUCUGAACAACAGACAAGGAUUAAAAAUAAGCACUUUUCAAAAAGCAAUGUUUUAUCCAUUCCUUUUAAAAAAUAAAAAUGUACAUCUCCUAAAUGGAAAAUCAUUUGAUAAGGCAUCAUGGACGGGCAGUACUAAUUCUGCAACGCACAAAAUUGAUUAUGAUAUUUUAAAAGAGAGAGAAAGGGAACUAACCGCAAACUCAUUACCAUUUCAAAGUGCUCUUAAUGAGUUAAAAAUAAAUGCAUAUGAGAAAAAAAAAUUGACGAUAUUUUCUGAACAAUGUAAUGAAGUUAUCUGUAAAAAUGACUACCACGGCAUUGUCUACGCAAUUAAUGAUUUACUAGCAUCGCAAAUAUUUCUUAAUUUAAAAACAACGGAAGAAAAUGUACAUUUGUUAAAGAGUCUUUUUCUACAAAAUCAUUUACAAUUGCAUCGAACGAUUAAUGAAUCUUUCACAUUUUAG